GGGGCUGGACGGAUUACCGCUCCUCGCGCCAGCAGACGGCGGACUGGAGAACUCAGCCCAGUUUUUGUCUUUUAACCCUUCCGAGAAGAGGCGAGGAGAAAGGGGGUGUGUGUCUGGGGAGGGCAAGGCGCUGCCAACACCUCCUCUUAACUCUCACCGCCCCGCGAGCUCACGACCGACCGCAAUCAGCUGCCACCGGCCCGGAGCGGCCAACGCCACGAGAGCGGAGCGCAGCCACAGCCGCCGCCGCCAGCGAGCCUGCGAGCAGAGGAGCGCGGCCUGGGCGGCUCCGGGGCGCCCCGGCACCCCCUCCCCAGAGGCGGCCGGGAGAGCGGGCUGGGGGCGCCGGAGGCACACUUUGGCGAUGAAGCGCCUUCCCCCGCGGCUGGAGCGCGCGGGUGCCAGGGUCCAAGGACAAAGCAGGGAAGCACUGGUGGCGCCGCUCCCCGGGCUGAGGGGGGGGCAUGCACCUGCAUAGCCCGCCGGGCCUUGGCUCUCCCCGGCGCGCCUCAACUCCCUGGCAGCGCCCGCUCGGGCUCCGGAUUUACUAGAAGCCAUUUUGUCUCCCCCACCCCUCUCCUCCCCUCCCCUCUGCCCUCCCCGCCCCCACGACUUCCCCCUUUUGUUAAUUAAAACUAAGAAGUCAGAAUGGGAACGAGGUGCCCGGCUCCCGUGGAGAAAGCUUAAGGACACCGCGCCAGUUCUCUGCUGCCUUUCUUCCGAGAUGGAAAGAGGAGCUCCUAGCUCACUUAAGCCGGGGUAGGGCUGGUUCUCCUUUCCGAGCCAAAAUCCCAGGCGAUGGUGAAUUAUGAACGUGCCACACCAUGAAGCUCUUGUGGCAGGUAACUGUGCACCACACCUGGAAUGCCGUCCUGCUCCCCGUCGUCUACCUCACCGCGCAAGUGUGCAUUCUCUGUGCAGCCAUCGCUGCUGCCGCCUCCGCCGGGCCCCAGAACUGCCCCUCCGUCUGCUCCUGCAGUAACCAGUUCAGCAAGGUGGUGUGCACCCGCCGGGGCCUCUCUGAGGUCCCGCAGGGCAUUCCCUCCAACACCCGGUACCUCAACCUCAUGGAAAACAACAUCCAGAUGAUCCAGGCCGACACCUUCCGACACCUGCACCACCUGGAGGUCCUACAGCUGGGCAGGAACUCCAUCAGGCAGAUAGAGGUGGGGGCCUUCAACGGCCUGGCCAGCCUCAACACCUUGGAGCUGUUUGACAACUGGCUGACUGUCAUCCCCAGUGGGGCCUUUGAGUACCUGUCUAAGCUGCGGGAGCUCUGGCUUCGCAACAACCCCAUAGAGAGCAUCCCUUCUUACGCCUUCAACCGAGUGCCCUCCCUCAUGCGUCUGGACUUGGGGGAGCUCAAGAAGCUGGAGUAUAUCUCAGAGGGGGCUUUUGAGGGGCUGUUCAACCUCAAGUACCUGAACUUGGGUAUGUGCAACAUUAAAGAUAUGCCCAAUCUCACCCCCCUGGUAGGGCUGGAGGAGCUGGAGAUGUCAGGGAACCACUUCCCUGAGAUCAGGCCUGGUUCCUUCCAUGGCCUAAGCUCCCUCAAGAAGCUGUGGGUCAUGAACUCACAGGUCAGCUUGAUUGAGCGGAAUGCUUUUGAUGGGCUGGCCUCGCUUGUGGAACUCAACCUGGCCCACAAUAACCUCUCUUCUUUGCCCCAUGAUCUCUUCACCCCGCUGAGGUACCUGGUGGAGUUGCACCUCCACCACAAUCCUUGGAACUGUGAUUGUGACAUUCUGUGGCUUGCCUGGUGGCUUCGGGAAUAUAUACCCACCAAUUCCACUUGCUGUGGUCGUUGUCAUGCCCCCAUGCACAUGAGAGGGCGCUACCUGGUGGAGGUGGACCAGGCCUCCUUUCAGUGCUCUGCUCCUUUUAUCAUGGAUGCACCUCGCGAUCUCAAUAUCUCUGAGGAUCGGAUGGCAGAACUUAAGUGUCGGACUCCCCCCAUGUCCUCCGUGAAGUGGAUGCUGCCCAAUGGGACAGUGCUCAGCCACGCCUCCCGCCACCCACGGAUCUCUGUCCUCAACGAUGGCACCUUGAACUUUUCCCGUGUAUUGCUCUCAGACACUGGAGUAUACACAUGUAUGGUGACCAACGUGGCAGGCAACUCCAAUGCCUCGGCCUACCUCAAUGUGAGCACGGCCGAGCUCAACACCUCCAACUAUAGCUUCUUUACCACGGUCACAGUGGAGACCACGGAGAUCUCACCUGAGGACACGACGCGAAAGUACAAACCAGUUCCUACCACAUCCACUGGUUACCAGCCGGCAUAUACCACCUCCACCACGGUGCUCAUUCAGACCACCCGUGUGCCCAAGCAGGUGGCAGUACCCGCGACAGACACCACUGACAAGAUGCAAACCAGCUUGGAUGAAGUCAUGAAGACCACCAAGAUCAUCAUUGGCUGCUUUGUGGCAGUGACUCUGUUAGCUGCCGCCAUGUUGAUUGUCUUCUAUAAACUUCGCAAGCGGCACCAGCAGCGGAGUACAGUCACAGCCGCCCGGACAGUUGAGAUUAUUCAGGUGGAUGAAGACAUCCCAGCAGCAGCAUCUGCAGCAGCAACAGCAGCUCCAUCCGGCGUAUCAGGUGAGGGGGCAGUAGUGCUGCCCACAAUACAUGACCAUAUUAACUACAACACCUACAAACCAGCACAUGGGGCCCACUGGACAGAAAACAGCCUGGGGAACUCUCUACACCCCACAGUCACCACUAUCUCUGAACCUUAUAUAAUUCAGACCCAUACCAAGGACAAGGUACAGGAAACUCAAAUAUGACUCCCCCUCCCCCCAAACUUAUAAAAUGCAAUAGAAUGCACAAAAAAAGAGACAGCAACUUUUUGUACAGAGUGGGGAGAGACUUUUUCUUGUAUAUGCUUAUAUAUUAAAUCUAUGGGCUGGUUAAAAAAACAGAUUAUAUUAAAAUUUAAAAAGAAAAAAAUCAAAA
Messenger RNA from Perognathus longimembris pacificus (Pacific pocket mouse), 2952 nucleotides. RefSeq names its product leucine rich repeat containing 4 (gene Lrrc4). The transcript is spliced from 2 exons. Lineage: Eukaryota; Metazoa; Chordata; Mammalia; Rodentia; Heteromyidae. The record is from RefSeq and is a predicted model, not a curated record. Gene Ontology annotation, biological process: synaptic membrane adhesion; postsynaptic density protein 95 clustering; modulation of chemical synaptic transmission. Gene Ontology annotation, cellular component: glutamatergic synapse; postsynaptic density membrane; plasma membrane. Gene Ontology annotation, molecular function: protein binding. The coding region runs from base 825 to 2783 and encodes 652 amino acids.